Molecule: messenger RNA, 759 nt
Organism: Ipomoea triloba (trilobed morning glory)
Lineage: Eukaryota; Viridiplantae; Streptophyta; Magnoliopsida; Solanales; Convolvulaceae
Exons: 1
Coding region: 1-759 (252 amino acids)
Source: RefSeq, a predicted model, not a curated record
AUGUCCAAAACUGUCAAGAAACACUUUACCCACCUAGAAAAUGCUAAGCAGCGGGAGGAAGAACCGCUCUCCGUUUUCAUCGAGAGAUGGAAGAUUGCGAUGACAGAGAUCGAUCCGAUCGACGAUGCCACGGCGAUCAAUUUGUUACUAGCGUCCUUGCGGGCCGAAAAUCUGUACCAGGACCUAAUCCUCCGACCGCUCCUUUCCUAUGAGGACGCCAUUCGCAGAGUGGUCGAUCAUGCCACGUCCAUGGAGGCGAACUCGGCCAAGAGGAUGAUGGAGACAGGAGGACCGAGGAGAGAUCAAAAUCAAAGAGACCGACGCCCCAAUAACCAAAGGCAAAAGGACCGAGACGGAUAUCCGAUCUACACCCCGUUGAGUAGACCGGUGGCAAAAGUACUGCAAUACGCCCAAAGUUGUCAUAUGAUCCAGUUACCUGCUCCAUCUAAGGAUGGCCCGAAGAAGGACAAGUAUUGCGCGUACCACCGGAACCGGGGGCAUGACACGGAGGAAUGCCAUGUGUUGAAGGGCCUAAUCGAGGACUUGCUGCAGACCGGCGAGCUGGCUCAGUUCGCAGAAAAGAAGAAGAAAGGUCGACGGGGGUGGAAGAAAUUCUUUAAGAAGAACAAGGACAAGAAGGACAAGGACCCCGACCAGGAUCGAGAGCCUCCCCCGACCGGGUCUAAACAAGUUAUUCAUGUGAUCUUCGGCGGACCGGAAGGUGGUGACACCGCGGGGGAGCGUCAUAAUUGGGUUUGA